Molecule: messenger RNA, 655 nt
Organism: Xenopus tropicalis (tropical clawed frog)
Lineage: Eukaryota; Metazoa; Chordata; Amphibia; Anura; Pipidae
Product: phospholipase A2 inhibitor and Ly6/PLAUR domain-containing protein-like
Exons: 4
Coding region: 266-622 (118 amino acids)
Cellular component (GO): extracellular region
Source: RefSeq, a predicted model, not a curated record
CCAACUAUAGAAAUUCUUUAAUGUUAAAAAUGUAUAAAAUGCAAAACAUACUGACUGUCUGAAUUCUUUCUCUUUAGGUUAUUCCCUCUCCUGUCAGAGCUGCGCUAAAACUGGCAGCGCUCGCUGCCGAGGCCCAAGCCGUCCCUGCGCAGCUGAUAGUGCCUGCAGAGCAAUUUAUGGUAAACUUACCUCAGAAGGGGUGACUGUACGUGAAUAUUACAUCCUCUCCUGUGCCCCUCGCAUCCAGUGUGACAAACAUGGAAGAAUGGAUUUGUAUUUUGGGGAAACAAAAACAGGAUCCUCCUGUUGUUAUACAGACAACUGCAUCCCUCCCACACCGACCUUGCCAGAGGACAACUUUCAACUGAAUGGACUGUCCUGCCCUGCCGGCCUCUCUUUCAACUCACUCACAAUCUUCGAUGCUGAGGAUGACGUGCAGUGCUCAGGAGAUGAAACUAAGUGUGCUUUACUAACUAUGAGUGUUUUUGAAAUUCAUGCAACUCUACGUGGCUGUAGUAAUAAAAAUAUUUGCGAUUUUGGAAGCUAUUCUUUCGAUAUACUUGGAGAUACAUUUAAUUUCACAGUCCUGUGCACCGAUAAUCAUCAGCACUGGGAAUUCUAAUAAUCUCCGUUGCUAUUUCAGUGUUAAGUUAAA